This is a messenger RNA of Anneissia japonica, 2028 nucleotides long. RefSeq names its product SCO-spondin-like. Gene Ontology annotation, biological process: actin cytoskeleton organization. NCBI's taxonomy places the organism in Eukaryota, Metazoa, Echinodermata, Crinoidea, Comatulida, Comatulidae. Gene Ontology annotation, cellular component: plasma membrane. The record is from RefSeq and is a predicted model, not a curated record. The transcript has a single exon. The annotation marks the transcript as partial.
AUGGAUGUCAGACAUGUUGUUGUAGCUGUAUCAGCGGUACUAAUAGUCGGUUCUCUGUGUGGAGGUUAUUUCGUAGGUAGAAAAAUACAUUCGUCUCCUCCAGUCGAUUGCGAAUGGCAAAAUUGGAAUCAAUGGAGUGCAUGUUCUCACGACUGUGGAACAAAUGGAACAAAACAUAGAAAUCGAUCGCAUUUACUACAAGCUAAAGAUGGGGGUAUUGAGUGUGAUGGAAAUAAUCUCGAAGAACGUAGUUGCAAUUUAAAUUGUUUCAAUGGUACCUCAUUGAAUAAUUACUGUAACUGUUUAAAUGGAUUCACUGGUAAGUGCUGUAAUUGUAAAAUACAAGACUGCAGAAUGACCGAGUGGAAUGAUUGGUCAACGUGCUCACACGUAUGUGGUCCUCAUGGAACACAAUUCCGAAUUCGAACGAUAGUACAGGCUCCUGAAUGUGGAGGUAGUGAAUGUACAUCGUCACUGACAGAAGAACAAUCAUGUGGUCGAAAGUGCUUCAACGGUGGUUCAAUCGUAAAUAAUAGCUGCAAGUGUCCAUCUGGAUAUAGCGGGCAAUGCUGUGAGUGUAUUAUAAAACAUUGUGAACUGAGCGAAUGGAGUGAAUGGUCACUGUGUUCGCAAACGUGUGGACCUUCCGGAACACGGUUUAGAAUUCGAGAUAUCCUACAGUCACCAGAGUGUGGUGGAUUGGCAUGUUCAUCUAUCCUUUCAGAGCAACAGCCAUGUAAUCGAACGUGCUACAACGGUGGCAGUUUGAUUGUUUCAGAGAAAAGCUGCAGAUGUUCAGAUGGCUUCACUGGUCAGUGUUGUGAGAUUAGGACACAGGACUGUGCAUUGAUUCCAUGGGGCCAGUGGUCAUCUUGUUCCAAUACGUGUGGUCCACUAGGAAAACGAUUUAGAAUACGUGAAAUGUUAGAUAGGCCGUCUGAAUGCGGACAGACAAUUCUCCCUUCCUUAUUGUCAGAAGACCAGCCGUGUAAUCAAUUUUGUCGGAAUGGAGGAACAAUUAGCGAAAGUCGUUACGAUUGUCCAAUCGGAUACAAUGACACUUGUUGUGAAUGCAAAAUACAAGACUGUGUCUUGAAUGCAUGGAGCGAAUGGUCAACGUGUUCGGAAAGGUGUGGUGCUCUUGGAACGAGAUUCAGAACACGCAAUGUAGAUAAGUUUCAAGAAUGUGGAGGAGCCAAGUGUUCGUUUCCACUAACAGCACAACAACCGUGUAAUAGAAUUUGCAGCAACGGGGGCCGCUUAGUUGAUCAUGAAAACAAUUGCAGUUGUCCAGAUGAGUUCAGAGGUCAGUGUUGUGAUAUUAAGGUACAAGACUGUGCGAUGAGUUCAUGGAACCAGUGGUCAUCUUGCUCACAUAGUUGUAGCCCGCUAGGGAAACAAUUUAGAACACGUGACAUCGACAGGUCGUCGGCUUGUGGUGGGCAGACUAUGUUUCCGUCUUUUUUGUCAGAGGAGCAGUCGUGUAAUACAUUUUGUUUGAAUAGUGGGAAACUUAUCGAAAAUCGUUGCGAUUGUCAAAUUGGAUACAGUGGUACUUGUUGCGAAUGCAAGAUACAAGAUUGUGUCAUGGAUGCUUGGAGCGAAUGGUCAGCGUGUUCUAAAAAAUGCGGACCUCUCGGAAAACAGUUCAGAACACGUAAUGUUAUUGAGGAACACGCCUGUGGUGGAGUCGUCUGCCCCAAUAAGCUUACUGAUCAAACACCCUGCAACCAGUUCUGCAACAACAGCGGAACCAUGAAAUUACAAGAGGACACAUGCAGCUGCCAAGAAGGGUUUAGUGGUGAUUGCAGUCAUAGUGAAUGGAGUGAUUGGUCGUCAUGUAAAAAUGCAACGCUCCAAGUUAGAUCACGUGACGUCAAUAUGUACCCAAAAUGUUCUGGAAAACAAUGUAGUGGGUCGUUAACCGAUGAGCGUUUGUGUGCAGACACACUUAAGUCCAAACUUCUGGUUCCAAAAUGGGGAGUUGGAUCAUUUGGUUUUUAUGCUGUGCUCGUUACCUGUGUGUUG